Molecule: messenger RNA, 1038 nt
Organism: Gryllus bimaculatus (two-spotted cricket)
Lineage: Eukaryota; Metazoa; Arthropoda; Insecta; Orthoptera; Gryllidae
Source: the annotation of a GenBank genome assembly
AUGAACGGACCGGCGCCGGGGGUGGCCGUGGAGGGCGCCGUGCUGGGCGCCACCGGCAUGAUGCCCGUGGGCGGGGCCAUCAACGUCGGCGGCACCAUGGGCACGGGCAUCACCCUGGGCGGCACCAUCAAGAUGGGCGCCUCCGCCAACAUGCCCAUCAUGGGCAUCAACGGCUUCGGACGCAUCGGCCGCCUCGUUGUGUGCGUGAACGACCCGUUUCUAGACCCAGAUUACAUGGCCUACUUAUUUAAGUACGAUUCCACCCAUGGUCCUUUUCCGGGGAGCGUGGAAAGUAAAGAUGGUUUAUUGUAUAUCAACGGCAUGCCUAUUGCUGUAUAUAACGAAAAAGAUCCCAAGGCGAUUCCAUGGAAUAAACAUCAAGCAUCCUACGUCGUGGAGUCCACUGGAGUGUUCACGGAAGCAGCCAAAGCGGCUGCGCAUCUGGAAGGAGGCGCCAAGAAGGUGGUGAUAUCUGCGCCCAGUGCCGACGCUCCGACGUUUGUGGUGGGCGUCAACCUCGACAUGUACACCCCGAACAUGAACGUGGUCUCCAACGCGUCGUGCACCACCAAUUGCCUGGCACCGCUCGCGAAGGUGGUAAACGAGAACUUCGGAAUGAUAGAAGGGCUUAUGACCACCAUUCACGCGACCACCGCAACGCAGAAGACCGUGGACGGCCCCAGCGGCAAGAACUGGCGCGACGGGAGAGGGGCCCAGCAGAACAUCAUCCCGGCUGCGACAGGCGCAGCGAAAGCGGUCACCAAGGUCAUCCCCGCGCUGGAGGGCAAGCUGACGGGCAUGGCCUUCCGAGUGCCGGUGCCCGACGUGUCCGUCGUCGACCUCACUUGCAGGCUGGCGCGCGAGGCCUCCUACGACGAGAUCAAACUGCGCAUUCGCGAGGCUGCGGAGGGCCCGCUGCUGGGCAUCAUGGGCUACACGGAGGAAGAGGUGGUGUCCAGCGACUUCUACAGCAGCACCUUCUCCUCGGUCUUCGACGCCAAGGCCGGGAUGGCGCUCAACAGACAAUUUGUACGAUAA